Molecule: messenger RNA, 711 nt
Organism: Pieris macdunnoughi
Lineage: Eukaryota; Metazoa; Arthropoda; Insecta; Lepidoptera; Pieridae
Source: the annotation of a GenBank genome assembly
AUGAAUACGUUUAUGGACAAAAUCAAAUCAAUUUUUGGAUUAAGACCAGAACCGCCUAGAAACGAUUUCAGAAACCCUAUUUGGGGCUCAGACGAUGAUGAUGAAGACGAAAUAUAUUCGAGGCAGCAAUUGGACAUAUACCAAGACCCUCUUCAAUUACAACAAGAAUUUGCCAAACAUAUGCAAGAAAUGUUUAAAAGUUUCGGCAGUGUGUUUGGUGACAUGAAGUCAUUUUUCGAUGACGAUCCUUUAAAAACCUUUCAGGCUGUACCAGAUCUACAUUCAUUCGAUUCCCAAUCACAGACAGAGGAUGCCGAUAGCAAUCGUAUAAGAGAUUUCUAUUUGAAACCUGGCUAUCAUCAUAAACAUCAUCCAAAGGAGGAUAUAGAUUUAGAUGGAAAAAUAUCCUCAAAUGAUAUCUCAGACUUAUUUAAAAAGAAACCAGAGAACCAUAUAGUACCUGCAACUCCUUUUAAUGGAAAUAUGGUGCCAGGUAGGUCAUUUUGUCAAACAAUUAUAACAACAAGUGUUAAAAAGCCUGAUGGCACAAUAGAAACUAAAAGGAUUGUUAAAAAUGGCAAUGAAGUAGUGGAAGAGACCAUAACCUCGACAGAACCGACAUCAAAAGGUCCUUACCCUGGAUUUAAUCCAAUAGACACAACAAAUAUCAUGUUUUCACAACUCUCAUCAUUACUGAAAAAUUUUUACUAA